Dicrocoelium dendriticum is the source of this 564-nucleotide messenger RNA. The record is from the annotation of a GenBank genome assembly. Lineage: Eukaryota; Metazoa; Platyhelminthes; Trematoda; Plagiorchiida; Dicrocoeliidae.
GCCCCUCGGUCCAAUACGACCCACGUGUGCCCUGGACACGGAAGCCCUCGGAACCCACAACCGGACUACACUAUUUAUUAGACGCUCACGAUAUGCACCUUGUAUCCAGUCCCUUGUUUCGUGUACCAUUUGCACUUACCCGUUUUGUUGCCUCUAGGGCGGUCGCAACUGAACCAAAGGAUCCAAUUCAGAGGGCUUUUCUUCAAAAGUUGCGGGAGUAUUUCCAGAAGAGCAAAUCUAACGAAUUUGGGCUUGCUGAAGCUACUCCGUCGGAGUUAAAAGAAAUAACUGGACUGCUUGCAAUGGUCGAUCAGAUUUAUGGCGCAAAAGGGCAAGAUAUGACAAAGUUUCCCACUUUUGAAUUCAAAGAACCUCAGUUGGUCCAUCCGAGCUCUUCAGUUUCUGUUGACCCUCCUGCAGAAACUGAAGUCGAGGAACCUAUAGACGAAAUGUUUGGUAACCGUCGCAAACUCAUAUUGUAGUAUUCCCACAUGCUGAAUCCCAUGGUCCCCUUUGAAAUUAGUGUGUAGUUACGGCGAAUAUAUGCGUUUAGGUCCAUUGCUU